AAGAAGAGAAACACCCGGAAGUCCACUGUGUUUGGGUUGUCGUUGCGGCGGGAAAAGGGACGGUUAUCUCUAAGUUCAGCGUCAAAUCUUAUCAGCGUUUUUAUAUAUGAUAACAUUUAUAUCAUAACACCAGAUGAUUAAGCAGAAACUUCGUCCACGAAGCUUUAGCCUCUAAACCCGGCGACGUUGAAGCUAAAGCUGCGGACCAGACCAGACCAGCUCCUGUAACGGACGGAAACCUCCUCCCAGGUGAGACUUUGUGACCAUGCCGUCCAAGCAGCAGGAUGGGGACAAACCUAAAAUCUCCCCGGUUCUCUUCAUGACCGUGGACGGUGAACCCAUGUCUUUCUUCCUGCGCCCGGGCCCCGUCAAACGCAAACUCCAGCCGCUCAUCACAUCCGGAGGAGGGAGGCUGUGCAGUGUCCAGCAGCCAGGAGCAAUCCUGCUGAUCGACCCGGAGGAGAGAGGCUCUGUUUCUGACACUGCUGCUCACUGGUACGUGUCCACUCAGUACAUUUAUGACUGUAUCGAGAAGGAUGAGCAGCUAAAUGUCGACGACUACAGGUUAAACCCCGAAGUGGUCCCGAGACAGUCUGCCAGGCUCAACACCAGCAAAGACGGCUCUCCUGGACUCUUAGUAGGCAGGGCUGCCUACACCGCUGAAGAAGAUGCAGCCAUUUUGAGUUAUGUCAGCAAGCACAAGAGUGAGAUCGGGGGAAACCGUCUUUGGCAAGAGAUGGAGAAGCAGCAUGUGACCAGUCACAGCUGGCAGUCGAUGAAAUAUCGAUACAGAGCACAACUGGCUAAGAGACAGCCUGCGGUCGAGGAGGUGAAAACAACAGAGGUACAGACCAAGGAGGAGAGAAAUCAAGGGAGAGAUGUUCAGGAACCUUCCAGUGAAGACGCUGCUCCUCCUCAGACACAUUCAGCAGAUACAGACCUAACGCAGAUAGAGGCCCAGUCCACACCAGCCGAAAGCUCACAACCAGAAAAUGUCGAGGCUCAAGCAUCAAACUCCCCUGAACCUGGGGGGCCUUGUUUGGACCCACAGACAGAUGCCCAUCCUGCUCCAGCUGAGGGCACAGAACCAGAGACAGCAGAGCCACAAACAACCACCUCUCCACAGAAAGACAGCGUGCCAGAGGACUCGCUGGAUUCCCUGCCUGACUCUUUCACUCCUAAAAAGCCUAAAGAGAAGCAGAGGGCGUCCCCAAGGCCGGAACAGCCGCAGCGUCGAUCAACACGCAGACAGCUUGAGCUUGAGGCGUCACCAUCGCCUGAACCUUACGGCAAAAGACUCCGAUCGUCAGCAACUUCUGCUGAGAAAGUGACGUCAUCUCCCCAGUCUGCAAAGAAAACAAAUAAAACAGCUGCUAAGCCCGCUUUUCAGAAACACACAACAGCAGACCAGCCGCCCGCUAAGAGAGCCAGAGGAAAGAACGAGGCAGCAGCAGCAGAGAGUCAACAGCAGGAGAGUGAAGAAGCUACUGUGUCUGAAACACCACAGCCAGAUGAAGCAUCUAAUUCACUGCCACAGAAAGGAGAGAAGAAAAAACAAAAGAGAAAGCUGGGGAUUCUGGAGAUGGCCACAAAGGAGUUUGAAGAUGAAAGUGAGUCCUCUGAGGAUGAAGCUGCAGAUCUCCAAAACCCAACUGAAAAAGCGGUGACAUCAACAGAACCUGUCCCCCCACCUUCAGAUACAGCUGCAGGUCCUGCCUCUGCACAGUCCAACCCUGAACCUGCAGCUUCUGAACCUGCAGCUGCUGAGGCCAUCCUCACAGCCUCCAGGGCCCACCUGUUCAUAAUGGACAGUGAAUUUCAGGAAGAAGAGUCUCCGUCUGUUGUCGGUGACAGGAACCCAGCUAAAUCCAACCCCGAACCUGGACCCAGUGGUGACCGUGCACCAGAGACAGGUUGCACUAAACCUACAGCUGCUGCUGCUCAGGCUGUCCACCCAGCCUGCGGGGCCCACCUGUUCAUAUUUGAAUCUCAGGAAGAAGACUCUCAGUCUGUUGUUGGUGAUGGUGCUGCAGCUAAAUCCAACCCACAGCCACUAGUGAAUGAAGACGCUGCAGAAUCUCUGACUCAGGUGCAGUUAGAGGAGGACAUGCAGCGACUCAGAGAGCUGAUGAACCAGACAAACCAGGACUUAGUUAAUGUGACCAAAGCUCUGUUGAAGACCAGCGGCAACUUCUCUGCUGCGCGGGAUCUGCUAAUGAAUCCCUCCUCCUUCUCUGGACCGUUCUGGUCUCGCUGCGAUGACGAUCUGCUGCUCUCCGCUGAUCCUGACGUCCACCAGCAGCUGCAGGAGAAAUACGGUGAGGAGGAAGUGGCUAAAAGAAUAGUGUUUCUGGAGGUGGAGGGGUGAGAGGGGAGCUCACACACGUCUGUUACAGCUAAUAACUAGAGUGAAAUCAGCGCGUCGGUUUGCUGGUAUUCACUGUGGGCUGAAUUUCUUCAUUGGUGUCCAAAAAAUAUUACAAAUAUUGUGGCUCUUCCUUCGUUACGUUAUUCCCACUAACUUUGAAGAACUAAAAUCAGAGACAUCGAAGGAUAAACAGCUCCCUGGCACUUCAACCAUUAAAUGUUUUUAUGUAAAUAACAUAGUGCCAUGUGCUGUUCACUUGUUUGGGGACAGAAUAUUUUAAUGCAUUUUAGCAUGAAAAUACUUUAUGUGUUUUUUAAUAUUUUUGUUUUCAUUAAAUUGCAAAACAUUUAGUUGUUUCACAUCAUCUAAUAACUUGCCAAACAUGAAAUAAAAUCAGUGCAAUUUUUUAAUGUA
This is a messenger RNA of Lates calcarifer (barramundi perch), 2782 nucleotides long. It is a transcript of the gene terf2ip, whose product is annotated as telomeric repeat binding factor 2, interacting protein. The transcript is spliced from 9 exons. Lineage: Eukaryota; Metazoa; Chordata; Actinopteri; Centropomidae. Gene Ontology annotation, biological process: telomere maintenance via telomere lengthening; regulation of DNA-templated transcription. The record is from RefSeq and is a predicted model, not a curated record. Gene Ontology annotation, molecular function: telomeric repeat DNA binding. Gene Ontology annotation, cellular component: shelterin complex. Bases 266 to 2368 code for a protein of 700 amino acids.